Messenger RNA from Camelina sativa (false flax), 355 nucleotides. Lineage: Eukaryota; Viridiplantae; Streptophyta; Magnoliopsida; Brassicales; Brassicaceae. The record is from RefSeq and is a predicted model, not a curated record.
UAAAGCUGCCACUUAGUCUCAUUGGAGCUCCACUCGAAAUGGUUUUGAAGCUGUUCCCAAAAGAGGUGACGAAGCUUCCACUGAUCGGGCCACUUUUAAUACCACCAGUCAAUGUUAAAUCCGUUGCAGGAACUGCGGUAAAAGCUGCAGUCGACCCCGAGUUCGCUUCUGGAAUCAUCGAUGUGUAUGGGAUCCUUCAACACGGUCACUGAACUCGACACCAAUGGCUUAACAAAGUUUCUCUUGACUAAAAAAUCAAAUGUAACAACAACCAUUGUCUCUAAGUUUUGCCACAAAAUAAAUUUUGAAACUGAAGCAGCCUCAAGCAAUAAUAGAGAUUCAAUUUCUUUUUCUU